AUGGAGGUAAAUUUAAAUAAUCAGGGAAAAGUAAAACGCGUGCGUUCCAAUGCAACCAAAAGAUGGACUAUGAUCGAAGAGCGGCAGCUGAUUGAAUUUUUAAUGGAGAAUCGGGAUUUUGAGAAACCGACGGCGCAAGCAUUCUACACGCGCUUCUUGGAGGAAUUAGACUGGAAACGUGUACGAUCCAAGGUGAGGAACAUGCGUGUGAACUACAACACCGCUAAGCAAUGGGAGGGUUCCACUGGUGCGGGUAGUAUGGAUGGAGACACUAUUAAGAGUAAAGUUUUGAUGUUUAUUGAAUUCUCAGUCUGA
Messenger RNA from Rhagoletis pomonella (apple maggot), 315 nucleotides. RefSeq lists its product as uncharacterized. NCBI's taxonomy places the organism in Eukaryota, Metazoa, Arthropoda, Insecta, Diptera, Tephritidae. The coding region runs from base 1 to 315 and encodes 104 amino acids. The transcript is spliced from 3 exons. The record is from RefSeq and is a predicted model, not a curated record.